AAUGGGUGUAUAGCUUGCCGGGAGAUUCAUGUACAUGUAUACCUUUAAAUACGUUUGGUAUUUAAUUUUUCAGGCACAAAACUAUGUAUGUCUUUUCGACAUACAUUUACUACGAUGAAAUGAGACAAUGUCUUUUUGUUCUGGAUUAUAAGUGUUACUCAAAAGCGAAACUUGAGACCUGAAUUUCUGUGUAAUUGGCUUGAUAGACUCUUUAACUGUUGAAGAUUGUAAUCCAGCACCUAAGAUGGCCAAUCGUAAAAUGAGGAAUGUGCCCAUUAAUAUACCUAUUUCAAACCCUCAGUUUGGUGUCCAGCCUGUCGUAUAUUACCCAUCAAAUAGUUUCCUAGACUCAGGGAGACAAGCUCCCCGCCAACGGCCUCGACUUCAGUAUCACAGUUCUGACGUCAGUGACUUCAGCAGAAGAUCCCAUGUUGUGUAUUCGGCCAAUCCACCUUCUCCUUCCUCUCCUGAAUUUGCUAACCAUCUUCGGUACCAGCGACCUCCAGAUUCGCCGAGAAUCAUGCGCCCAACUUCUGCAAGUAAAGUCCAUUUGAUUGAACAGUUGGUGGAUCGCCAGGACUCCAUAAGGAAACAGAUGAAGGAUACGAUUUCAGGCUGGAAAAUUGCUGUCAAGGAUAUACCGAAACCUGGAAGGAAAAUAUCGGUGGAUGAUCAAAUGAAACGAAUAAGGGCACUUUGUGCUGACGUCGAUCACCACCUUCAUAGAUGGAAGGAUGAAAUACAUAGGCUUACUGGAAUACGCAUAAAUACAGCUGCACCAAGUCCAGGAACGAGGCAAAAUGACAUGAAGCAAACCCCUUUCAAACAGAUGGUUGUGAACGACACCAGAAGCAAAGAAUUGAAUAUGGAAAAAUCUGUUCAGGAUACCAAAAAGGAAAACAUUCAUCUCAGAGAGAAAAUGGCUGGUCUAGAAGAAGAUCUGCGGAAAGUUAUACAGGAGAAAGAAGAAUUGUUAACAAGAUUAAGUGAGAUAUCAGGAUCACGACUUACGGAUGGAAAUGUACAAUUCACUGACCUAAACACACAGAACAGACCUACAAAGAUUGCCGAGAGAUUCCAAGAACUGUAUAAUGAUGAAUGGAUGGCAGCAUUAGACGUUUUACCACAAGACGAUCCUCUGUCGGAAAAGAAAUCUAUUUCCACCUUGUUAUAUAUCAUUCAGUCAAGUUUUGAGUUCUGUGAAAAUGAAAGCCGAGAGAUGACACGGAGACUGACAUCGGCCGUGUUUGGUGAUGGCAAGGACAAUAUCCAAUUAAACGAUGAAAGUAAAAGACUGAUUCAACAGCUUCAGAAGUCCACCGCUGAUUUAAUGACACCUGGUGUAGCUCAAAAAUUCUGCCAAUCACUUGACAUUGACGAAAAUUUUGAGCACCCUCUUCCAGAAAGUGUCAAAACAUUUGCUGCAGAAUGUGCAAAAAUAACUUGGUGUAUGGUGGUUCAAUCCCCACCAAUGCGUAUUGUUUGCGGAGGUAGUCAUGGGAAAAAAUUUGAUCGCAACAUGUUUUCAGAGUAUACUCAGCAAGGAGAAGUCCUGGAUUUCGUGGUAUGGCCUGCAGUUCUGAUAGAAAAUGGAGGUGCCUUAUUGUCAAAAGGGGUUGUGCAACCCCUGAAACCCUCUUAAUAGCGAGUAUACAAAAGUACAGUAAUAGAGGACAAACAAACAAUCAAACUUGAUGAAUUUCUAUUUUUGUGCAAUAAAAAAUUCCACAAAUCUAUUACUUUCAUACAUAAGAUGUUUGUAAAAUUCAUCUGAAUUUUUCAAUCAAAAUUUUUUAAUAUGCUUGGUUUUUCAGCGUACUUAUAUAUAUUAUGCUUUGUAACUUACGACAAGAGAUCACCAGAAUUGCAUGUACAUAAUAUUUUCAAGACCAGUAAUUUGACUUAUACACUAUACAUAUAUUUCUUAUCUAUAGCAUACAGAUUACAUUUAUUCAUAUUGCUAUUCCUAACACUGAAUAUGAGUUUUUUUUUCUUGAUCUUUUGAACGUUUUUGGUGACAAAGAGAUAU
This is a messenger RNA of Saccostrea echinata, 2029 nucleotides long. RefSeq lists its product as uncharacterized. Gene Ontology annotation, biological process: mitophagy by internal vacuole formation; mitochondrial protein catabolic process. Gene Ontology annotation, cellular component: mitochondrial outer membrane. The record is from RefSeq and is a predicted model, not a curated record. The transcript has 7 exons. NCBI's taxonomy places the organism in Eukaryota, Metazoa, Mollusca, Bivalvia, Ostreida, Ostreidae. The coding region runs from base 245 to 1642 and encodes 465 amino acids.